Molecule: messenger RNA, 2024 nt
Organism: Bombina bombina (fire-bellied toad)
Lineage: Eukaryota; Metazoa; Chordata; Amphibia; Anura; Bombinatoridae
Gene: VSIG8
Product: V-set and immunoglobulin domain containing 8
Exons: 7
Coding region: 142-1326 (394 amino acids)
Source: RefSeq, a predicted model, not a curated record
CAGGGACUUGUCAGGCAAGUUCCGCCUGUUCACCUGUUCUGUACACACAGAGAUAGCUUCAUUGCGACAUUACGAGCUGGGACCUCAUCAGGCUCGGCUGCCUAAGGGAAAUAGGUGCUACCCAGAGACAGGAUUGUCAACAUGGGAGAGCAGUCGCUGGCUGUCCUGCUUGUGCUAUGCCUAAUGCCAGCUCUGAUGACCUCCUUGACCAUCACAGAGCUCAACACUCAGAUAGUGUACAAGCCCAGUGGUGAGUCAGUGAAGCACUCCUGCAUGUACACAUUAGCACCUGCAGACACAGGCAGCCUUGACAUUGAGUGGGUACUAAUGAAUCCAGACAGUACAGGCCUGGACAAAGUGAUACUCACCUACAUGGACAAUGUUGUUGUCCCAAAAGGUCCACCAGAAUUAAUGAGUAGAUUAUCAUUCUCUGCUGGAGAUCCAAGUAACGGAGAUGCAUCGAUCACCAUUACCUAUUUGGAGAUCACUGACUCUGGAACAUAUCAGUGCAAAGUGAAGAAGAAUCCUGGGAUAGCGUCAAUUAAGACAACACUUAUCAUUCAUGACAUACCUUCAAAACCUCGUUGUUGGGUGGAAGGAGAACAGACUCAAGGAAAAGAUGUGAUACUUAAGUGCAAAUCAGACAAGGGAACAACACCUUUUUCAUAUGAGUGGGCAAAGAUAGCUGGACCUCAGAAUCCAGCAACUCCAGUUAUUAACAUGGGAUCUGUAACUGGAGACCUCGUAAUCAAGAAUAUCUCUCAGGUGUAUACCGGAACUUAUCAGUGCACUGUCAAGAACACAGUCGGGCAAGGACAGUGUGUAGCUGAGCUUUCUGCAUCCUCAGCUAACCGCGCCGGUAUCAUAGCUGGAGCCGUAAUCGGUGCCCUGCUCCUACUUCUGCUUAUUCUAUUGCUCAUCUGGUGUCUAAUCUGCUGCUGCAACAGGAGACGUUAUGAGAAGGAACUGGCAAAUGAUAUCAAAGAGGAUGUUCCUGCUCCAGAAAGUAAUCCCAAUAGCCGAUACAGCAGUAUCCGUACCGCUUUGGGCUACAGAUCUCACAACAUUAGCACUUCUCUGAGGCGAGCUUACAAUAUAACUGCUAAUGAAGAGUUCAAGGCCCCAUCUCAGACAAGCAGUGAGCUCAUCAAACCCAAGGUUGAAAUUGAAUCACUGACUCCUCAGCCAAUCAUCACUCUCCAGCCAGAUAUUUCUCCCCAACCAAGCUUCACAAUGACCUCUCGGCAUACUCCUUACAACAUCCAAAGGGUAGGAGGAGUCCCAGUGAUGGUGCCUGCACAAAGCAGAGAGGGUUUCAUUGUCUAGCAGUAGAGAUAAAAAACUAAUGUGUAUACAACGGAUAAAAAAACAACAUUCUACCUUUUAUAAUCUUUUGUAUAUAAUGGACAUGUGGAUUGUGUAUAUAAAAGCAGAAUUUGUAUUCCAAAGAAUAGGACUUGGAAUUUUAUAUCAGAAAUAAGAGAUGGAAUUUUAUAUCAGGAAUAAGAGAUGGAGUAAAAGCCAACAUAGUUCUUCAACGUUAACAUCUAAACUCAAGACGCACAAACUCCAAGGCAGGAUACAAUAUGUCUCAGGAAAACAGACCUUAUCAGCAUUGGGUAUCGGUUAAAUUACACUUACUACCUUCCAAUCAUUUCUUCUUCCAAAAAAAUAUUUUAUAUAACUAACCUUGGACGUUUCUAUCUCACAGAUUCUACAACGGACAAUUUCUUGUAUUUUUAAAAAUGUUUUUAAUGACUGUUUUUUCUCAUUCAUAACAAGUAAUAUUAUUUACAAUAAACUUUUUUACUUUAAUAUUUUUUACAAAUGAUAUUUCCCAAAUCAAGUAGCACACUCAGACUCCCUAAAAUACUUACCAACUGAAAUUUUGGAAACAAUGUUGUUUCCUCACUGUUAGAGGUGAAAAAAUGUUAUGAAAAUAUUUGUCUCCUGGUUAAGGGAAGGCUGUAACUGCUGGUAAUGUAUAGUAUUAUGCAAUAAAAAUCAGAAAGUGUGUAAGCAUA